Molecule: messenger RNA, 1443 nt
Organism: Talaromyces proteolyticus
Lineage: Eukaryota; Fungi; Ascomycota; Eurotiomycetes; Eurotiales; Trichocomaceae
Exons: 4
Coding region: 1-1443 (480 amino acids)
Source: RefSeq, a predicted model, not a curated record
AUGGUCCGCGAUAACAGGACCACUCCUACUAAACACGAAGCCGGAUUCGCCGCAUGGCUUGCCAAACCAGACAUGACAGGUGGUCUGGUCAUUGCGCUGCAGCAACCAGCCAAGUCACAGGUCUUUACUGCAGACGUGGAGUGGGUUCGAGACGAAUCUGCUACCCUGGCCUACCUGGACAAGUCGCUCGCCUUUGUGAAUGAUUCUGGAGGUCUGAAAACAACGAGCGUAUUCGAUGCGUUCCCAUUCAUCACCGAGCAGAUCUCCUCGAAAGAACUAUCUAACGAAGCAGAGCGUGCAUAUAACACAUUCAUCUCCAUGCUAGAGGCAAAAAAACCCGAGGUUCUCUUCGCGUGCUGGCGAAUCCAUGGUCAGGACGAUCUCUCCUUUUCUGGGAAAGGGCUUGGGAAUACCAAUCAGGUACAUAACUUGCCGCUCCCGAAUGGCCACGUUGUCCGCGUUGUGAAUGGAUUCCAUCCUAGCUAUGUGGCCAAUUACUGCCCAAAUGAAAGCUGCUUCCGAAGACUCUUCGCUAUGGAGCUGUGCAAGGCGCUGUGCGAGCUGAAUACAGCUUGGCAGGAAGAUGACUGGAUGGAUGACGUUAGAAGAACGUGUCGAAAACGAACCCGUCAAUUAAUGGAAGAGAAGGGUAGAGAUGGCGAGCAACUUAACACGGAACUGGGUCGCCAGCUUCGAGGAACCAGGGCAGACAACACUGCUAAGAAAUACAAGGCAUACAUUAAAUCCUUCGACAGCGGCAUGAAGAGUCUCAACCAGAUUUUUGACCAUAUGUUGUCCUCGGCGUAUGCGUCUCAAAACUCAUGGGAUCUCUAUAAAUUCUUUGUCUUCGACCAGAAUAUAUCAGAAGGCAUCUGUGAUGCUCUCCUAGCCGUAUCUGAGGCCAUGAGGCAAUUCGCACCUGGAACUUCGAUGCCGGAGUCUGCGCUCGUAGACCUAGGAAAGCACAUCAGCCAGCAGACGCUCAAGUUCGUCAAAGACGAUAUCCCAGACCUAGUGCAGUAUCAGCGGGGCUUAUACAAGAAUCUGUGGAGCAACCGAUAUUUGACGAGUACGUCUCGAGGAUUGAAGCAGAGUACAGAGAAGAUUACGAUACGGUUUAUUGAGGAUUUAACGAAGUCGUUUUCGGAGUCGUCGACGGGUUGGGCGUAUACUCCGGACCUUGUCCACGAUGCCUUUGAGGAACUUGCUGUUAGCUUUGAGGAUGCUUUAGGCAGGGAGUACGAUGACCGUCAAAAGACCCUGCUACAACUGCGGGAAAACGGGUCACUGGACCAGCAAUUGCCCGACCCCCAAGAAGGGAAGAAUAACACCACCGAUAUCAUCAGCGUCGUCCCCGCGCGGAAACUGCUACACUUGCGGCCUGCCCGGUCACUGGUCCGGGAGAAGCGCCACGACACAUUCACGGACUCCUUCAAGUGUUAA